AUGACUGCAAUGAUUUGAAAUUUGGCGGAUAUUGAUAAAGGCUCCGUACUAUGAAGUUGUGCCUCAAAAUUUGAGUUGUGCUUAUUAUUUCUGGGUUAGGCCGAGAACUUAUUGAUCACCCCUCGUAAGUUCAAACAACACAAAAACCCUAAGGCUAAAGUGGCGGGAUAAUGAGAAGACUCAUCUGUUGUUUCUCCCUGUCACAGUCUACUUUCUUGGAAAGGAUCUAUAGUGGUUGGAUGGGUGCGUCUGCAUUCGUCACGUGAUUUCCACGGAAAUUAUCUCCUCUCAUUUGUAUGUAAAAGAACGUAAGGUAUGCAUUUUGACGGUACAUAGACCGGUCAAACAUGUAGUCUCCUUCGCAGACAUUUUUGUAGGGAGAGCUGAUUCGCAAUUUUCAACAAGGGACACGUUUUCUACGGCCGGGAUAUUACACUAGUUCAAAUUUAUUCGAAGCAGUCACCUCUGCUACUACAGCCAUGGGACAACGCUACAAGUAUUCCAUCCUCCUCUUCACCGUGUUGUGCUUGUUAGCAGGGACCCUACAUGUCAGUUACCUAAAAGGUGAUAUCGUGGAUCUGGCGGAACCACUAGCACGUUUGAAGAACUUCCUGCAAACGUCGUCAUCAGCGGCCAAAUCGAUACCACCGCCGCCUCUGCAAGCUUCGUUCCCUUGGUUGCAGUGCGAAGGAGGAAGAGAGAGAAAACACAUCGCUUACCCGAAAAACCACAAAGUCGGAGGAAGUACUCUAUUCUCCAUCCUCAGUCGUUAUGCGUACACCAAAAAGCUAAACGUUAUCAUUCCACGCCCGUUUCUCCUGAGUAGGAUGUACCCUUACACACUUUACCCUGAAUAUUACAUGCCGCCUCCUCACAACCAAACAUUUGAGAUAUCCAUGCACCACACAGUGUAUAACAGAACACGGUUUCCACAAAUCAUGCCAAAAGACACGGCAUAUGUCACCAUAGUUCGAAAACCUUUAUACCACCUGAUAUCAGCCUGGAAUGCGUACAGCUACGGGGAAAAGUUUGGCUUGUCAAAAACUAAGAAUCCCAUCGCAACGUUUUUGGCCGACCCCAAAAAAUACGAUCGCCAUUGCGGACACGGUAUACAUGUACCGCUUUGCCUCACCCAAAAUUCUAUAUCUGUGGAUCUCGGAUUUCUUCCCAGUGACAACGAAAAGGUAACGUUAGGUUCAGAUCCUGGAAGGAGAGAGGACAUCAUGAAAACGUUCGUACGGACGGUUGACCAAGACUUCGACCUGGUAAUGCUCACAGAAUAUUAUGACGAGUCUCUUGUUCUACUAAAACGCUUGAUGUGUUGGUCUGUACGGGACAUACUUUACAUAAAAGCUGAGAAUGUCAGGAAAGCCAACGUUGUAGAGAUUGAACUUUCCCCCGAGCUAAAACAGAAUCACAAGGAAUGGAGCUACGUGGACUACGCACUGUACGACCACUUUAACAAAGCACUUUGGAGAAGGAUAAACUCAAGCGGUAACGACUACUGGGGAGAAGUUCGUUAUUUUAAAAGUUUGAAUAUCCAGAUACGUAAUCAUUGCCAGGUCCAGGACCCGUGUUCUUUGGACAGGAAACCCCCUUUAGUGGUCAACAGUACAAGAUGGGGUCCUGGGUUUGUUGUUGACAGCGAUCUUUGCUUGUUGUUGAGAAGAGAUAUUUACUGUCGUGUUGAUAUUCAGGCUGAGCGUGUUGGAAAAUCGCUGUGGUUGACAAAGAGUAACAGAAGUGUUUACAGUCGCGGCGACACUGGACGUAAAUAUAGAUACGGCAAUAUAUUGCCCGUUGUGGAACAGCACUGUGUAUAUUGUACACGACUGGGUCAGUGUGAAAACCUGGACACUUUGGGUCACUUUCGCCGAGAUGGGUACAUCAGCGAGGAGGUCUACCAGAUGACAAGGAAACGGCUGUGCAAGAAACAGACGAAACGUGCCUAGAUAAAAAGGAACUCUCAUACAUGAUCUGUGCCUGCGUUGAGGGAAAGUGGGGGUAAAUGCGUCAGAAGGAGUGGUACAUACGGUACAACCUAGUAAGCUCUUUCACACUUCCGUGUGCGUAUUUACAGCGAAAGGAAUAGUGGGCAGUAUGCCUAAGGUAAAGGCCUCUGACUUGUAAUAAAAAGUUCUACUUCGUUUGCAUAAUCAAGGAUAACAUGUAAUUAUACAGUGGUGUAUGAUGGGCAUUACAAAGCUUAGUAAAGGUAAACAUUAUGGCAUAAAUCAUGCGAAUCAGAGUCAUAUGUUAGCUAGCGUCUUCUUUGCUAAGAUAAAGCCUUUAUGCUUUGAACAACUUUUUGAACAACUAUUUGGGUAGGCAAAAAUAUCAUUUGAGACAAUUCAUGCAAAUGAGGACCUUGCUUGCAUAUCUAAUAAGAAAUAUUUAUAAUACUUUACUCGAAAAGGUUGAUAUCAUUUUUGCGUUACUGAUCUGCUGGUAGCCAUGACGUUUCGUUAUACAUGUUAGUAGCGACAUCUUGCGGAAAUGCAAAAUAUUUUAACUCCGGGUCUUCUACAUGUACUCGUAAAUAAGUCAUAAGAAUCACGCGGUAAAUCGCUAGAAUAACAGGGCUCUUUUUGUUAGAUUCGAUAUGGAUGUACUAUUUCACCUUAUUGGUAAUUGUAAUACUGAAAUCUUGAAGGGGUAAUAUGAUGCCGGGUGGUUAAAAAUACAUGAUUUCUGGAUUAAACUGUAAAUUUUGAUGCAGUAAAUACAAUGCAUCCAGAUU
This is a messenger RNA of Branchiostoma floridae (Florida lancelet), 2740 nucleotides long. RefSeq names its product galactose-3-O-sulfotransferase 2-like. Gene Ontology annotation, molecular function: galactosylceramide sulfotransferase activity. Lineage: Eukaryota; Metazoa; Chordata; Leptocardii; Amphioxiformes; Branchiostomatidae. The coding region runs from base 480 to 1952 and encodes 490 amino acids. Gene Ontology annotation, biological process: glycolipid biosynthetic process. The transcript is spliced from 3 exons. Gene Ontology annotation, cellular component: membrane. The record is from RefSeq and is a predicted model, not a curated record.